Messenger RNA from Paramecium tetraurelia, 2181 nucleotides. RefSeq lists its product as uncharacterized. The record is from RefSeq and is a predicted model, not a curated record. The transcript has 6 exons. Lineage: Eukaryota; Ciliophora; Oligohymenophorea; Peniculida; Parameciidae. Gene Ontology annotation, cellular component: endosome membrane; PAS complex. Gene Ontology annotation, biological process: positive regulation of kinase activity; phosphatidylinositol biosynthetic process.
AUGGACGAAAAGAAUACCAAUAUCAAUUUACCUGAGCCUGUAACUAAAAAUUUGUUUGAUAAAUCGCAAGAGAAAAGAGAAAUAGGAGGAUAAGAAUUGAUAAAAGUAAUAUAGAAUGCAACAUCGGAUAAAAUAGUCAUUGAGAUAGCAAAGCAUUUAAAGGAGAGAUACAUUACGCAACAAUAAUUUCAAUAUAAAAAAGGAGGAUUGCAUGGAUUAUAUUCAAUUGCUAUAGAUAUGGUGACCAAAAAAAAUUCGGACACUAUCAUCAAGAACUGCUUGAAUUACAUUAUUGAUCCUAUGAUUGAAUGCAUGAGAGACAAGGAAGAAAGAGUCAGAUACACAGCUAUUGAAUAUUUGUUUUUGACUUCCAAAUUACUAGGUGAUGUGGUCUUAAAUAAGUUGGAAGAUACUUAUAAAAACUUAGUUCAAAGUUUCUUAGAUCCUGAUGAAUCCGUAAGAAAAGCGGCAUCCUAAUUAGACAAUUGUUUGAAGAGUUUGGUAAUGAGUACUGCACCUGAGAAAUAAAAUUUUAAAAUCCAAUCAUUUGUUAAAACAAUUAGCACUUAGAUAGUUUUCAAAAAUCAACAAGUGAAAUUAAAUCUGAUUUCAUGGAUCAACACUUUGAAUUCCAUUCCUCAUAUAGAAUUAUUUGAUUACAUUGAAGGCUUUUUGGCUGAACUCUUUCUUAUGUUAGCAGAUACAAGUAACAAGGAUCCGUUUACGAAUGAAGCUAAAAUUGCUGCUAGAAAAUAAUUAGAAGAAUUUCAAAGGGAUUUGGAGAGGUAUUCUAAAAGAUCAUCCUUCAGUCAACAAUAAGAAUUGAAAACUCAUAGACAAAUCAUUGAAAUCUUAUUAGAUUUAUGCUAGAAUAAGUAGAGUGAUGCUCAUGUGUUGUCUUAGGUUUUGAAUUGGAUUAUGGAAUACUUGAAAAUAUUUAAUCAAUUAGAAUUAAGUGGAGGAUAAAUUAUCAAAGGAAUUGACUUAAUGUCUAAUGUCUUUGAAUAGAGAAGAGAUUCAGUUCUUUAAUCAGUUAUUAUGGAAAAACUCAAUAAUAUUUUGAAAAUAAUACUCUCCUUAUUAUCGCUUGAUUCCCCUCAGAUUGUGAAUUAAGCAUAACAAAUUAAUGACUUAUUAUUGUAAAUAAUGGACAAAAUGAAGGCUUCAGGCAAAGAAUUCGUGGACAUCAUGCCAACCAUCUAAGAUAUGCUUAAAGAAAAAAACAAUCACACUGCUGAAAAGGCUUUAAUGUGGAUGAGACAUCUAUUGAACACACAAACUGAGAAGUUGAAACCCAUGAUUGAAAAUAUAUUAGAAAAUUUAAUUGAAAGAUUAAAAGAUGCUGAAGCUCAAGUUGUAGAGAAUGUUAUGGAUGUUUUGGCUCGUAUAUCUCAUGAAUAGUAUUUUGAUAUGGUUAUAGAGAAGAUACUGGACAUAUUCCACAAGAAUGUCAACUUAUUGAAUAGAAUGAGUUAGAUAAUUAUUAAGAAACUAUGUGAAUUUUGGAAUGCUGAAGUUGUUUAUACACAAAUUUGCAAUAAACUUUUAGUAAACUAUGUCUAUGUUGGAGAUGAUAAUCUAGAUUUAGCAUUUACAUAAUAAUUGGUUUAAUCAUUAGAACAACUACUGAUUACAGAGCCUCGCUUACAAAACAUUAGAAUGAAGCUUAAAAAUUAUAAAUACGAGAAGAAUCAAAAGACAGCUAAAUCAACCUAUGAAUUCUUCAUCAGUAUCUAUAAAACUUUUUGUUAUAAUGAAGUAAGUGCAUUAUCGUUAUCUCUCUUAAUUGAAGAGUAUGAACUCACUUAUAAUAUCAUCCUAACAAUUGCAGAAUAAGAAACUAAUUUAGAAAUCUUAGUAUAAAUAGCCAGAUUAACCCUAUUAUUGGAAUCACCUGUUUUUGCAUAUUUAAGAUUGCAAUUAUUAGAGUCAGCUAAUCAUCCCUUUCUUAUUCAAUCUUUGUAAGGAUUGAUGAUGUUAUUGCCUUAAUCUCCGAUAUAAAAAUAUCUGAAAUCGAGGCUAAAAAACGUCGAAUUAUUUGUUAAGCCCCAUUCGGAUUUAUCAUAGUGUAGAGAAAUCCAAAAUAAAUUGGAUACUUAAUUAUUACUAUAACUAUUUAAAAAUAGCAAACAAGAAUAACAGGACUUGAAAGACAACUAUACCAAAUCUCAAUUCAAAUGA